AUGUUUACUUCUCGUGUCAUCGCACGCUCGCCCAAGCUCCUCUCAGCAACCGCCUCGCGCAUCACAUCCCUUUCCCUCUCCAAGCCAAUAUAUUCCAUCCGCCCAAUCACAUGCAGUACCAAGCUCUACAAGGAGGACAAGCGCACCCCUAGCGCCGCCGGACGAGCUCUCGACAAUGAAAAGUCUCACGAGGGAUCUUUCGGUCGUACCGAUAAGACCAUUCGCAUUGAACACCCGGACGAGUCUGACCACCCACCGUCCAAGCCCAUUCAGGGCCGCGGUGGGCUUCAUUUCAAGAGAACAUUGGCUUCCUUUACGCUUGAGGGUGGUGUGGCUGUCGUAACCGGCGGGGCUCGAGGAUUGGGCCUUGUCAUGAGCCAGGCUUGCGUCAUCUCCGGCGCCGACGUAGCCAUUGUCGACUUGAAUAAGGAGGAAGGCGAUCGCCAGGCACAGGAGCUCAUGAGACACUUUCAGGAGGAGAAUCCUGGCGCUGAGAUCAUUCCUAAAGUCACGGCCCACUACUGUGACGUGUCUGACCACGUGUCGGUCAAGAGGGUCGUUGCUGACAUUGUCAAAGACCACGGCAAGAUUGACCACCUCGUUACAUCUGCCGGCUUCACCGAAAACUUCGAUGCCAUCGCAUAUCCGCCAGACCGCAUGAAGAAGCUCUGGGGGGUCGAUGUCGACGGCACCUACUUUUUCGCCUGCGAAGUAGCUAGGCAUCUCAUGGAGCGCAAGGUCAAAGGCUCCAUGGUCAUGAUCGGCUCCAUGUCAGGCGCCAUUGUCAACGUGCCUCAACCACAGGCGCCCUACAACGCGGCCAAAGCCGCUGUUCGGCAUUUGGCAUCCAGUUUGGCCGUUGAAUGGGCACAUGCUGGGAUCCGUGUCAACGUGAUUGCUCCGGGUUACAUGCUGACCGCGCUGACGGGAAAAAUCCUCGACGACAAUCCAGAGCUUUUCAAGCACUGGACCUCCCUGAUCCCACAGGGCAAAAUGGGGCAGCCGGAGGAUUUGAUGGGAGCGGUCACUUAUCUCUUGAGUGAAGCUUCAGGCUACGUUACCGGCGCCGAGCUGAGGGUGGAUGGAGGCUAUACCAUCACUUAG
Messenger RNA from Letharia columbiana, 1104 nucleotides. RefSeq lists its product as uncharacterized. Gene Ontology annotation, molecular function: oxidoreductase activity, acting on NAD(P)H, oxygen as acceptor. Gene Ontology annotation, cellular component: intracellular anatomical structure. NCBI's taxonomy places the organism in Eukaryota, Fungi, Ascomycota, Lecanoromycetes, Lecanorales, Parmeliaceae. The coding region runs from base 1 to 1104 and encodes 367 amino acids. The record is from RefSeq and is a predicted model, not a curated record. The transcript is spliced from 4 exons.